AUGUCAUUCAGCGACUCCGCCUACAGGAUGGAGACAAUGAGUCACUGGCCCUAUCCGAUCAUUCCGGAUACCUCGAGCCCGCUCCUUGCCAUAGCUAGUCGCUUUGUGCAUGUCUGCCUCCUGUUGGCAUACUUCAUCGUCCGAACCAGACACAGCCUGGUCACGCGCAGUUCCCAGUCCCUUAUGUUUCCCGCGCACAAGCGACCUUUUACUGUACCCGAUGCAAGGGUACCCGGCAUACCAACUCCUCAUGGCCCACAUUCAACAUUUCAGCUUCAAGUAAUGCUUUAUUGCGAGCACCUUUUGCACCGUUUACAAUUCUCGCCAAUGCAUCAUACAAUAGUCUUUUGCUGGGCAACCCCACCUCACAACAGCAGUCUUGCACACUUACGGCAGGCUGGCCAGGUAGUAACUGUACCUUCGGGAAAGCUGCUGCAUAGUUCUACCAACUUGUGUACGCAAAAGACCAGUCAAGCCUUUCGGACAGAACAUGGAGCCUAA
Messenger RNA from Protopolystoma xenopodis, 501 nucleotides. The record is from the annotation of a GenBank genome assembly. NCBI's taxonomy places the organism in Eukaryota, Metazoa, Platyhelminthes, Monogenea, Polystomatidea, Polystomatidae.